This is a messenger RNA of Capronia coronata CBS 617.96, 2025 nucleotides long. RefSeq lists its product as uncharacterized. Gene Ontology annotation, molecular function: hydrolase activity; DNA binding; ATP binding. The record is from RefSeq and is a predicted model, not a curated record. The transcript has 2 exons. The coding region runs from base 1 to 2025 and encodes 674 amino acids. Lineage: Eukaryota; Fungi; Ascomycota; Eurotiomycetes; Chaetothyriales; Herpotrichiellaceae.
AUGCUAGCGCCGGUCAGAUGGUUGAACAGGGUCACACGAUCAGCGCAAUGCCUUUUAGGGCCGCGAGAAACUUGGCGCUCGCUUGCCAGCGUCAUCAACACGACAUCGCCUGCGCUGCGUGAAGAGGGAAUCCGGUUGCGCGAAUAUCAAGAAGAAUGCAUACAGUCGGUUCUGUCAUACCUUGACAAAGGACAUAAACGACUGGGGAUUUCGCUCGCUACAGGCAGCGGUAAGACGGUCAUUUUCACACAAUUGAUCAAUCGGAUCGAGCCACCGAACAAACAUGCUCAGCAGACGCUCAUCCUUGCUCACCGGCGAGAGCUGGUCGAGCAAGCAGCCCGUCAUUGCGCGAAGGCGUAUCCUGAGAAAAGCAUAGAUAUCGAGAUGGGCGAGACGCACGCUUCUGGGGCCGCAGAUAUAACGGUUGCCUCUGUGCGCAGCUUGUUGUCCGGAGACCGUCUCAGCAAAUACCGCCCGGACAGAUUCAAACUUGUGCUAGUCGACGAAGCGCAUCACAUCGUGGCGGCCGGGUACCUGCAAGUCCUCGAACACUUCGGGUUGGAAGAGAGGCGAGAAGACAGUCCAGCUCUGGUCGGAGUGUCCGCGACGUUUUCUCGCUUCGACGGCCUACGGCUGGGCACUGCGAUCGACCACAUCGUCUACCACAAGGAUUACGUGGAUAUGAUCGGAAAGAAAUGGUUGUCGGAUGUCAUGUUCACGACGGUCAAGUCCCAGGCCGACCUUUCAAGCGUCCGGUCGGGAAAAGACGGCGAUUUCCAACCAGGACAACUCUCAGCCGCCGUCAACAACGAGGUUACCAACGAAAUCACGGUGCAGGCAUGGAUGGAAGAAGCGAAAGAACGCAAGUCGACCCUCGUGUUUUGCGUUGAUAUCAAACAUGUUGAGAGCUUGACUUGGACGUUCCGCAAGCACGGAAUUGAUGCGCGAUACAUCACAGGGUCCACGAAGAAAAAGGUGCGAGGCGACCGACUCGAGGCCUUCAAGAACCGCGAGUUCCCCGUUCUGCUGAAUUGCGGCGUCUUCACCGAAGGAACCGACAUGCCCAAUAUUGAUUGUGUCCUUCUCGCCCGCCCAACGAAAUCUCGCAACUUGCUCGUCCAGAUGAUCGGCCGGGGAAUGCGCCUAUAUCCGGGAAAGUCAGACUGCCAUGUAAUCGACAUGGUGGCGUCUCUGGAAACCGGUAUCGUCACAGUCCCAACUCUAUUCGGGCUCGAUCCCUCUGAGACGGUCAAGGAGGCGCGUCCGGAUGACCUAAACGAGUUGAAAGAAAAGAAGGAGACAGGGCAGUUGACGGAGUCCAGUCAUGUGACUGCGUCCUCUUCUUCCGAAGCUGCUGUCCCGGACCAUCGUCUUGACUUUACACAUUAUGACACGGUUCAGGACCUGAUCGAGGAUACCUCAGGCGAACGACACGUACGCUCCAUGUCACCCAACGCCUGGGUUCAAGUGGACGCCCACAAAUACAUCCUCGCAGCCAGGGGUGGGGUGUUGACACUGGAACGCCGGGCGGCGUCCGCUUCUACACCAUCAGACACAGGGUCCAGCUCUGCACCAUCAAAUAUUUACUCCGUCAUAUGGAAACACAACCUCCCGUCAACGGAAGCGAGCAAAUCGCCCUGGUCGCGACCCCGGACGGUAGCUACAGCAGUCACACUCUCUGACGCUCUCCACGCCGCCGAUACCUUCGCUUCUACCAAGUUUGAACGGAUCUUCAUCGCGACGAGCUCGAAGUGGCGCAGAAGUCCCGCCUCUGAGGGCCAGCUGAACUUCCUCAAUCGUCUGCGAGAGGUCUCGGAAGAAGAUACAGUCCAGCGCCUGACGGAGGACGACAUCACCAAAGGCCAGGCCGGAGACAUGAUAACGAAGGUCAAAUUUGGUGCGCGCGGGCGUUUUGAUAAAUUGCAGAUCAAGACGAGGAAGCAAGAGAGGCAGCUGGAGAAAGCACGUAAAGUUAGAGAGAUGAGACAGCGGGAAACCGUCAAGGUUGGGCCGCUGGAGGCCUAG